Messenger RNA from Pogoniulus pusillus (Red-fronted tinkerbird), 4128 nucleotides. RefSeq names its product 5',3'-nucleotidase, mitochondrial (gene NT5M). Gene Ontology annotation, biological process: pyrimidine deoxyribonucleotide catabolic process. Gene Ontology annotation, cellular component: mitochondrion. Gene Ontology annotation, molecular function: 5'-nucleotidase activity. The transcript has 5 exons. Lineage: Eukaryota; Metazoa; Chordata; Aves; Piciformes; Lybiidae. Bases 469 to 1167 code for a protein of 232 amino acids. The record is from RefSeq and is a predicted model, not a curated record.
CCGGACUCGGUACCCCGCAACUCCGGGGAAGGGGAGGGAGCGGCGCUUAAAGCGGGCGGGGACCGCGGUGCUACUGCCCUGUCGCAGGGCGCUUGUGCCGCUUUAAGGCGGUGCCGCCGCUUCGGGCUCGGUCAGGCACCGGGAAGAGGAACUGGGCUUUGUACUGCCGGGUCGGGCCGAGCACCGGGCGGCCCUAGUUCCCCCCAACCCCGCUGCCGCUGGCGCCCCUGCCGCUGCUUCUGCCCCUGCCUGCUUCGCGCUCGCUGCAAGGGAGGGAUGGAGGGGGAGGAAGCGGUGGGGCGAGGACAGGUCUCUGCAUCCCCACCGCACCCCCCCUGCAGCCCCUCUGCUCUCCUUUGCGUCCCUCCUGCAUCCCUCCCGCACCUUCCUUCUGCUUGCAGGGUGCGUGCUUGAAAUAAAGGACACCCUCCCCUUCCCUACCCGGAGAUCCCUUCCAUUCCCGCCACCAUGAUUUUGCUGAGCAGCUUCUUGCACCUUCGGCCUCGGCGCUGCGGCCCCUUCGCUGGGCUGGGCAGGGGGGUCAGCCCCACAGCGGGCUCCAGCCGGGCUCUGCGGGUGCUGGUGGACAUGGACGGGGUGCUGGCUGACUUCGAGGGAGGCUUCCUCAAGAAAUUCAGGGCCAGGUACCCCGACAAGCCCUACAUUGCCCUGGAGGACCGGAGGGGCUUCUGGGUGUCAGAGCAGUACGGGCGCCUGGGACGUGAGCUGAGUGAGAAAGCCAUCAGCAUCUGGGAAUCCAAAAACUUCUUCAUUGAGCUGGACCCACUCCCCGGGGCUGUGGAAGCUGUCAAGCAAAUGGCAAGUUUGGCAGACACUGAUGUGUUCAUCUGCACAAGCCCAAUCAAGAAGUACCGCUACUGCCCUUAUGAGAAGUAUGCCUGGGUGGAGAAGCACUUUGGCCCCGAGUUCCUGGAGCAGAUCGUUCUGACGCGAGAUAAGACGGUGGUUUCUGCUGACCUGCUUAUAGAUGACAGACCUGAUAUAACAGGGGCUGAGCUGAACCCCAGCUGGGAGCAUGUGCUCUUCACAGCCUGCCACAACAAGCACCUGCAGCUGAAGCCCCCAAGACGCAGGCUGCAGUCCUGGACCGACGACUGGAAGGCCAUUCUGGACAGCAAACGCCUGCCUCCCAGCCAAGCCACCUAAACACCAGCCUCCCACAGCCACCCAGGGCUGUGGCCAUCCACUCCUGUCCCUGUGGAGUCCUGCUGAAAGCUGGAACCACGGGUGGGCAGACAAAUAGACUGUCCCUGCUGUAGGGAAGAAGAGGAAGGUGAGCUGAAGCACCGUGGCCACUCCGACCUCAGAGAGCAGACCCCAGCGUGGCCAUUCCACAAGAGACCAGCAACAAGAUUGGACCCAUGGAUGUGGCAGCCCAGCUCGGGGAGGGCAUUUCCUUCUGGCUCCUGAGGUCUCUGUGCUGUAUCUGCACCCUCUGUGAGGCCAGUCCAGUGUCACUCUGGCAGACGAGAUCACCCUCUGGCUGUCACUGCCCUUGCCUGGAGCUCUGCUGGCACAGCCCAGCUCUCCUCCCCUGCAUGACAAUCGGUGUCUCAUUUUGUCCUUGAAGGAAUUCCCAGAGAGAGGCUGUCUUGGAGGAUGGUUCCUUCUAGUCAGUGUCUGGGUCUAGGGAGAGGGCAGUAGGAGUGGACAAAGGAAUUCCCACCUGCCUUCAUCCCUGACGAGCUGCCAGUUUGAGCUGGGGCUUCAGAGCUGAUUUGGGGUGAGAGAGGCUCUUCCCCCACCUGCUCAUCAGCUCAUCACUCUUGGGCCACUUUCCCAGGGCAUCUCUGGGGCAGUGAGCAGGUAGCAGCAGAGCUAGCAAGAACCCUUCCUGGGAACUGGGCAUUUCCUGCAGGAGCUCAUGGCUCACCCUGCCGGUGAUCUGAAAGCAGCUUCUUGGAUUUCAAGGUUGUGCAGGUCCACACAUGCUGGAUGCAUGCUCAGAUCACCUCAUCUCCCUCCUCCUGCUGAUUGUCUGACAUCAGCCUGCCAGAAAAGCUCUGGGCAUGCAUCCUCUGGGCACUCAACUUCUAUGUAGAAGGUUGAGUGCUGCAUACCACCAGGGACAGGGGCAGUUGAUGCCACAGUGCAUCCUAAAGCCUUCAGUAUGGAGCCUCCUGGAAGGGCACUGCUGAGUGGACAAGUGAGGCUGGUGGGGGAGCUAUGGCAUUGCUAGGAAGUGAGUAAAGCAGAGGCACCGUGGAGGUCCAGAGGGCAGGUUGAGGGUUGCAUUGGUUAAGGACUGUCAUGGUUCCAUCUGUGGAUGCUGUUUUCAGUUCUCAAAUACCACAAGUUGGGGGGGAUGUUGCUGUUUAAGGUUAGGGAGCCCAUCAGAGGUGCCCACUAGGUUGUAUCACAGGGUUGUUUCGUUCUGCAGCUCCACCACUGGGCGUUUGGGGCAGACAUGCUGCCAGUCACACUCACCUCAUGCUGGGACCCCUGCAGCAAGGUGUUCAGCUGCCUGGCCAGUGUGAAGGGCCUGCAGCAUAAGGGGCUGUGCCAGCCACCACUGCCAGGUGACUGUGCCAGGGCUGCUGAGCAUCAGAAAUGGAGCAUUUGGAUCAAGCAGCAGCUCCAAGAGAGAUGCUUUUGCGUAGCUGUGCCCACAGCCUCUCCUCUUCUUCCCUGCCUGACUCAUUCUUGUCUCCCCAAGCCUGCCCCAGGCUGGCCUUGAACUGCAGUGGCCCAGCUGGCACCCGAAAGCAGGCAUCACUGCUGCUUCCCCACCUGAACUCAGGGAAGAGACAUCUCAGCUGCUGGGGACACCACCUGGCCAUUCCAAGCAGGACCCAGUGCUGGACUGCUCCAGGCAAAGCUCUGGGGAUGUGCUGGGUGCAUCAGGACUUGAUGUGGAGGCCAUUGCUGCUGCCACCAUGGAGGGCAUACUGCCCCUGCUGCCACCACCCACACUGUCUGGGAUCCCACCGACUGCUCCUGCACUCCUGGCCUGAGGACUUGCUGGCUCCAAGGACUAAUGUUCCCCACUGGGACAUGUCACCCCAUGGGCAGGGGUGGUAGGCAGGGCUUGGCAUGCUGUGCUGCUUGCUCACAGCUUUGGCUUGCCUCUCCUCUCUUUUGUGGCCCCCCCAUCAGCAAAAAAAAAAGUGAGCUUAAAGCUACAUAAACAAGAGAUGCAGCAGCUGCCCCUCCAUGUUUGGAACCUGGAGGGGCUCCUGGAGUUGGUGCUUCAAACUUGUGCCUUCUCUAGCUGCUGUGGGGCUAGAGAUGGGGUCUGCAUCAUCUUGGGUCACUCUGAAAGCUGCUUUGUCUCUUGGGAUGGUUGGGGUAAAGCUGAUGUGGUUGGCCCAGGGUGAUGUGAGUUACCACAAGGAUCUUGUAGUUGUAAUACUUUUUCUCCCUCCCCCCCCAACUCUGUUUAAACCACUAUGUACUUCUCCAGGCUGGGGGGUUGGCAGCAGACACCUGAGAUGUAGCAGCCAAGAAUCACCUCGGUUGGAGAGUUGUAGAUGGGGAGCUGGGACAGUGAGUAGAGCACCAUGGGCAGCCACUAAGGUCACCAAACAUCAUGUAUGGAGUCUUACCAACUGCUAGCUCCUUCAUGGCCUCAUGGGGUCCCAGCUGGGUUUUCUUUCCAGCAGCCCCAUUUAAAUGUGAGUUGAUCAAGUUCUGCAGAGUCUUCUCACAGCCUGUCCUCCAGCUGAAGCUGGGUCUGGCAUGUCAUUACAACAGCUGCCCAAACCAGCCAUCUUCCUCCAAGGCUGGGAUGAACCUGAUGGAUGUGGAGACAGGGAUGGAUGUGAGGGAUGUGGCUCUCUGGCAACCAGUGUGAGUUUCCCUCUUGGUGGGAAGUGGUGCUGGAGAGACUGUGUGGCUUCACACCAAAUAUACUUGAAAGCAGAGCUGGAGUUUCUCAUGCCUGAGGAUCUGGCUCAACACAGAAACCCAGGGGAGGUAUCUGGUCAAUUUGCAGCUGCCAAGCUUGGGGCUGGGAGGUGGCUGUCUGUUUCCCAAUGGAUCAGCCCUUUCAGUAUUCAAGCCCUUCUGUGGCCAGCUCAUGUACACAGAGCAUUCAUUUGUAAAUGCACGUUUAUAAACCCAAAGCUGUUGAGGAGCACUGCAAUAAAACAUUGGGGUUUGUUGGCA